This is a messenger RNA of Microthlaspi erraticum, 696 nucleotides long. Lineage: Eukaryota; Viridiplantae; Streptophyta; Magnoliopsida; Brassicales; Brassicaceae. The record is from the annotation of a GenBank genome assembly.
AUGAAAAACGUUUCUUCCCUCGAAGAAGACAAUCUCUGGAAGCGUAUUGUGAUGCUAGAGGAAUACAAACCGAAAUCGAAGCUGAGUGAGAGUUUAACCUCAACGGUUUGGCUAGCGAAGCACAGGUUAACCGGAGUAGAAUCGGUGAUCAAGUGUUUCGAUCUCUCGAAGCUCAAUCGCAAUCUCCGAAGCUCUUUAGACAGCGAGCUCGAUUUUCUAUCUUCCGUCGAUCAUCCCAACAUCAUUCGUCUUCUCCAAGUUUUCCAAGAUGAAGAUUUUCUCAUCAUGGUUCUGGAAUAUUGCGAUGGAGGAACUUUAUCAUCGUAUAUUCAACGUCAUGGGAGAGUUGAAGAAGACAUUGCCAGGAGAUUUAUGAAGCAAAUUGGAGCUGGUUUGGAAAUCAUUCAUGAUAAUCACAUCAUACACAGGGACCUUAAACCUGAGAACAUUUUACUUGCUGGAUCAGGUGAUGAAUUAGUGUUGAAGAUAGCUGAUUUCAGUCUUGCUAGGAAACUAGUUCCGGGAAAGUAUCUUGAGACUGUGUGUGGUUCACCGUUUUACAUGGCUCCUGAAGUUCUUCAGUUUCAGAGAUACAAUGAAAAGGCUGAUAUGUGGAGUGUAGGAGCGAUCCUUUUCGAGCUUCUUCACGGGUAUCCGCCUUUUCGCGGUAUGAACAAUGUUCAGGUGAGAUCUUGA